Molecule: messenger RNA, 297 nt
Organism: Protopolystoma xenopodis
Lineage: Eukaryota; Metazoa; Platyhelminthes; Monogenea; Polystomatidea; Polystomatidae
Source: the annotation of a GenBank genome assembly
AUGCAAAGUGUGCAAUCAAGUGACAUACCGCUUCGCGACAAAGCUUCAAUCUCCCACCCUCCGGCCACACGUGAAGCCCCUUAUCAUCCCUCACGCCCGGCCACUGACGCCGAGUCCGUGAUUCAUUUCGCGUGGGGGCUUGGGCCCAAUCCCGCCCGGCCUCGUGGCCUCCCUUCAACGCCUACAAAUCUACCAACAAGCCAAUUCACAUUCCCUGUACUCCCACUUGUCUAUCUCUCCAUCGGUCCGUCUUUUCUCCCAUUCAUUCAGGCUGUCUACCGGCUCUUAGAUGGAUGA